UCAAGACGGAAAUAUGACGUCGACUGCCAACUGAUCGAGGUGACGUUCCAAAACAACAUUUAUUUUAUCAAAAAUUAAUUUAUUAACAAUACUUUCACCACAUUUUCAAAGAAAUUAAAACGGCGCAAACAUGUUCAUCUGGGAUUGGUUCACUGGUGUUUUGGGCUAUUUAGGUUUAUGGAAAAAAUCUGGCAAAUUAUUAUUCCUUGGUUUGGAUAAUGCCGGCAAAACAACAUUAUUGCACAUGUUAAAAGACGACAGAUUAGCACAACAUGUUCCAACGCUUCAUCCUACUUCAGAAGAACUAUCUAUAGGAAACAUGAGAUUCACAACAUUCGAUCUCGGAGGUCAUCCACAAGCUCGACGUGUAUGGAAGGACUACUUCCCGGCCGUGGAUGCCAUCGUGUUCCUGGUGGACGCCUGGGACAGAAACAGAUUCCCCGAGAGUAAAAACGAAUUGGAUUCGUUAUUGGGUGACGAAACGUUGUCGAAUUGUCCAGUUCUAAUAUUGGGGAACAAAAUCGACAAACCGAAUGCAGCUAGUGAGGACGAACUCAGGGGCUACUUUGCCCUGUACCAGCAGACCACUGGCAAGGGUAAAUUGCCAAGGUCUGAGAUCCCCGGACGCCCCCUUGAGCUCUUCAUGUGUUCCGUGCUGAAAAGGCAGGGCUACGGUGAAGGCUUCCGUUGGUUAGCUCAAUACAUCGACUGAAAAUGGUGAAAAUGAUCCUUAAAAUAAUUUAAAAAAAAGAAAUCACCCCAACAACGAGAACAACACACACACACAUAUAUAAUAAAUACAAACAUACAUAGUGAGCUGCAUUCCCAGUCCCGAGAUUAAAUAAAUAUACUGUGAUGAAUGACUGAAAUUGAAUUUAAAAGUCAACAUUUGAAAUAAUCUUUGUGUGUCGGUGAUUUUUUUAUUUACUUAACAAAUACAA
This is a messenger RNA of Ctenocephalides felis (cat flea), 941 nucleotides long. RefSeq names its product GTP-binding protein SAR1b (gene Sar1). Gene Ontology annotation, molecular function: GTP binding; GTPase activity. The transcript is spliced from 6 exons. Bases 131 to 712 code for a protein of 193 amino acids. Gene Ontology annotation, biological process: vesicle organization; intracellular protein transport; endoplasmic reticulum to Golgi vesicle-mediated transport. Lineage: Eukaryota; Metazoa; Arthropoda; Insecta; Siphonaptera; Pulicidae. Gene Ontology annotation, cellular component: endoplasmic reticulum exit site; COPII vesicle coat. The record is from RefSeq and is a predicted model, not a curated record.